Molecule: messenger RNA, 1299 nt
Organism: Octodon degus (degu)
Lineage: Eukaryota; Metazoa; Chordata; Mammalia; Rodentia; Octodontidae
Gene: Gpbp1l1
Product: GC-rich promoter binding protein 1 like 1
Exons: 11
Coding region: 13-1299 (428 amino acids)
Biological process (GO): DNA-templated transcription; positive regulation of DNA-templated transcription
Cellular component (GO): nucleus
Molecular function (GO): RNA binding; DNA binding
Source: RefSeq, a predicted model, not a curated record
CACUGGACCUAAAUGGCGCAGCAUGACUUUGUUCCUGCUUGGCUAAAUUUUUCAACACCACAAUCAGCUAAGUCACCUACAACCACUUUUGAAAAACACGGAGACCACCUACCCCGAGGAGAAGGUAGAUUUGGAGUAAGCCGUCGGCGACACAAUUCGUCUGAUGGCUUCUUUAACAAUGGACCUUUACGAACUACAGGAGAUUCCUGGCAUCAACCAUCCCUGUUCCGCCAUGAUUCUGUGGACUCUGGUGUUUCUAAGGGAACAUAUGCUGGAAUCACAGGGAACUUGUCUGGUUGGCACAGCUCUUCCCGGGGUCAUGAUGGCAUAAGCCAGCGUAGUGGAGGUGGCACAGGGAACCAUCGACACUGGAAUGGCAGCUUCCACUCCCGGAAAGGCUGUGCCUUUCAGGAAAAGCCACCUACAGAGGUUAGGGAAGAAAAAAAAGAAGACAAGAUGGAAAAAUUGCAGUUUGAAGAGGAAGACUUUCCUUCUUUGAAUCCAGAAGCUGGCAGGCAGACUCAGUCAUGCAGACCUAUUGGGACCCCUUCUGGAGUUGUCUAUAAGAACCUGGUUCCUAAGCCUGCACCACCUCCUUCCAAGCCCAAUGCAUGGAAAACUAACAGAAUGGAACACAAAUCAGGAUCCCUUUCCUCUAGCCGGGAGUCUGCUUUUACCAAUCCAAUUUCUGUUACCAAACCAGUGGUACUGGCUGGUGGUGCAGUUCUAAGCUCUCCCAAAGAGAGUCCCUCCAGCACUACCCCUCCAGUUGAGAUCAGCUCCUCUCGUCUGACCAAGUUGACCCGUCGAACUACCGACAGGAAGAGUGAGUUCCUGAAGACUCUGAAGGAUGACCGGAAUGGAGACUCCUCAGAAAACAGAGACUGUGACAAGCUGGACGAUUUGGAAGAGAACAGCACACCCGAACCAAAGGAAAAUGGGGAGCAAGGCUGUCUUCAGAAUGGUCUCUCUCUCCCUGUUGUGGAAGAAGGGCAGGUCCUCUCACAUUCUCUAGAAGCAGAGCACAGGUUAUUGAAAGCAAUGGGAUGGCAGGAAUAUCCUGAAAAUGAUGAGAAUUGCCUUCCACUCACAGAGGAUGAGCUCAAAGAGUUCCACAUGAAGACAGAGCAGCUGAGAAGAAAUGGCUUUGCAAAAAAUGGCUUCAUGCAAAGUCGCAAUUUGAGCCUCUUCUCUCCUUGGAGAAACACUUGCCAAAGAUUUGAUGAAGAAAUAGAAGUUAGUCGAUACAUGACACGGAAUGCUGGCAUAUUUGCCAUUGCUACAUUUGCUUGUCCAUGA